AUGUCCCUGUUUCCGUUGAUAAGAGUUAAUAUCCACGACCGGAUGACGUUGGAGAUCGGGGACCUCGUCACCACUGACGAAGACCUUGUGCAGAGUAAUAAGAUACAAUUACAAAUUUUGGUCGAUUUUAUGUCGACCCACAAUCACCUUGCCACUGGCGAGUUCACGGGACCCUUAGGAGCCAAAAGGGCAAACUCCCAGUGGCAAAAUUUAAAGUCGUUACUGAAGGAGCAUGGACCAGACAGGACGGUUGAGCAGUGGAAGCAGACAUGGAAGGACAUCAAAAAAUGCGCGCGUACCGAUAACGCUGCGGCAGCUCGGGGACACAGCAGCACCGGAAACACUAAAAUUGUGCCAAUAGUCUCAGAUAUUAGCACAAAAGUGCUCAAUAUUAUUGGGCAUGAAUGCUCCACGGGAGUUGGACCUGAGGAAUCCAUAAUAGGCCAGGCAGAUAGUAUAGAUGGAAGGCUGAAGGAACAAAAUGAUCUUCUCCGCGAUCGCAAUCAGUUGCUCCAUUUUCUCGAAGAUUUUAAUAAAAUGUAUUGA
Messenger RNA from Pararge aegeria (speckled wood butterfly), 546 nucleotides. RefSeq lists its product as uncharacterized. The transcript is spliced from 5 exons. The record is from RefSeq and is a predicted model, not a curated record. The coding region runs from base 1 to 546 and encodes 181 amino acids. Lineage: Eukaryota; Metazoa; Arthropoda; Insecta; Lepidoptera; Nymphalidae.